Uloborus diversus is the source of this 754-nucleotide messenger RNA. Its product is annotated as titin homolog. Lineage: Eukaryota; Metazoa; Arthropoda; Arachnida; Araneae; Uloboridae. The record is from RefSeq and is a predicted model, not a curated record. The annotation marks the transcript as partial. The transcript has 6 exons.
UUCAACUUUACAAGCGGAGAUUUUUAAAUUUUUAUUUGAAUGUAUAAUAAGUGAAAGAAAAAUAUUAUUUGACAUGUAUAAUCGACUUAUAGAACGAGGUCGAUCGACACAGAUUUUAGGUCCCAGUAAUAUCAACUCUAAGACCGCGGAACAUCAUGCGAAUGAGAAGAAAUGCUUGCAAUAUUUGAAUGAUCUGCUUGUUGUGAGUAAAAUUCCAGAACCAGAAAACAUUACUAAUGAAAAAAUUGAUGAAGAUGUUUUAGCUGCAAUGAAUUCCUUGAUAGAGGAGGAAUUAGCUGAACAAAAUCAAAUUUCCAAAGAAAAUGAUGAAAUAGUUAAGAAGCAGUAUCAAAUAUUACAAGCUGAUGAAAGAGGUAGACUUGCCAUUAAUGCAGAAAUAGCUGAAAUCAGGAAACGGCAGGAUGAUAAGUUGAGGGCAUUACAAGCUCGUAGGCAUGCCCUAGAAAUUGAAAAAGCAAGAGCAAAACAAAUUGCCUCAAAGCCACCACCUUUACCCAAAUCUGUAAAAUUACUAUUAAGAGAUGAAAGAAAUAAACUAUUAGAUCCUCCAAAGAAUCCAACAAAUGAGGUUAUUCCCAAUGAUCCCGAUGAUGAAAUUGUGAAUUCUUCUGAUAAAGAGAAUGUAGUUCUGUCUGAAGAAGAAAGAAAGGCAGCAGAAAAGUUGAAAGAAGAAAGAAAUAUGAAAGCCCAAAAACGAUUCAAUGAAGCAUUGAAAAAAGAUAGAGAAAAAAAA